This is a messenger RNA of Cyclocybe aegerita, 3330 nucleotides long. The record is from the annotation of a GenBank genome assembly. NCBI's taxonomy places the organism in Eukaryota, Fungi, Basidiomycota, Agaricomycetes, Agaricales, Hemipholiotaceae.
AUGACAGUCCCGAAGCCAACCCCUCAAGAUGCUCUCUCAAUUCUUCGGCAAUACUAUUCCACUGUGAUCAGUCUUCGAGGGUAUCUGGACGAACUCUUCCGUGGAUCAACAGGCGGCUCCAUGGGAAUCUCAGGCGUUCUCGUUCAUGAAGGGGACUCAAAAGCUUAUGUUGAGCUCCUUGAGACAUCCCUCGUUGGACUGAAGGAUCGCAAACCUGUGACCUGCCGGGUUCACCCUCCUAUGCUCGAUAUGCGAGAAAUUUUGGACAAGGCUCAGUCGAGAAUAUUCAAAUCCAAGCGACCUCAGAACAUCAUAACAUCUGGAUACCGACUUGCGUCCCACGAUGGGGAUCGUGCAAGGAAUGGAUUGGCACGCAUAGGAAUUACCAAUUAUUUUUUGAACACCAUCGUCACUGUGUUUCAAUCCCCGGAGUGGGAGAUGCUCCUUCAACGCAUCGGAGAAGAUGCUAUGCUGCAUCUGCUCGCGGAGAUUCCCAUCUUCCUCGCACUGCCGAAUGGUUGCUUGUGUCAGAUUACGGGCGAGCCUCUCAUACACAUGGUUCCCAGCAGACACAAUGUCGGAUUUGUGCCAAAUGGCCCAGUGCAAGCUGAUGGUAAAAGCAUAAAUGCCCCGAACAGAAAGCGGCCUUGGCCAGGUGGCGAUGAUGGUCAUGAACAAGGCCGCGAGAAACGACGCAAACUCAAUGUAGAUUUUCGAAGCAAUUCCAAUGGUAUUCCUCAGAAUGCAAUGCGCCCAAAAGCCACGUCCGCGGCCGACAUCUCCUUUCAACGUGUACGGCUGUUCUACUCCCGGCCGAAUUAUGUCCCACACACGAAUCGUAUCCUCGUCGGACUAUCCUUGAAACACAUCCUCAACCGGCUUCAGCCCUCUUAUGAACCACGUCCCAAGUCCAAAGAUGCCAUGGCUGUGGACGAAUGUCCUCGUCAGCAAGCUGAAAAUGCUCGACACCUUUCAAAAUACCUGUUUGCACGUCAAUAUGGACUGUCCACUCCCUUUACUUCGGUACAGGUGAAGGGCUCACCUUUUCAAUUUGGAGACUAUCUUGACAGAGAGAAGGAAAUCAAGGCUCUCGGACAUUGCAAGACGCCAAAACGAUUGAAGGACACACUUCCUCUGCUCGAGAAGCUGCUUCGACGCCAUGGCAGAUGCGGCUACGUACCCCUCAGAGACAGAGUGUGCCCUUCGAAGAUCAAAUCCACUGGAAGCAAGGACCUGGACAGCAGCAUUCUUCUCGAAAUGAUAUCAGAGACGUCCGUGCAGUUGCGUUCGCAGGUGUCUCUAGGAGGACUAAACACAUCCUUGGACUCAAAUGGGAAUCCAAUCAAACCUCUGGGAUUAACGCAAGCACAGAAGCAUGCCAAACAAAAACCUCGAUUUGUGGAAUUCUCCUGCAGCCACGUCGAGGUUUACCGAUAUGCUGUGCUCAUCACGAAUGCUGUUAUCCCGAAGACUUUCUGGGGCUCGAAGCAGAAUCUGAAACUUGUCUCGGUUAUGUCAAGGACCUUAUCCGAUGCCGACGGCCAAGGCAUGCAACAACAGGGCAGAGUGUCAGUGUCUGAUGCUCUCAAACGUAGAGAGCUGCUGGAAGAUUUCCUGUUCUGGUACUUUGACUCUUUCGUGUUACCGCUCCUGAAGACCACUUUCUAUGUUACCGAGUCCUCGGCCUUGCGGAAUCAGGUGCUUUACUUCCGACAUGACGACUGGGACACCCUCUGCGCUCCACUCAUUGAACGUCUCACUUCCGUGACGUUCGAGAAGUUGUCAGAUGCAGAAGCAGAAGAGAUUCUUCGACAACGGCGACUGGGUUUCUCCUUCGUUCGAUUGUUGCCGAAAGAAACUGGGGUUCGACCAAUUGUCAACCUACGCAGGCGGAAGACGAUUCAACAUGGAUCCUUUACUUCGGAGCAAUCUAUCAACCAGAUUCUCCAAGCUGCAUUCAACAUUCUGACGUAUGAAAAGACCAAUCAGCCUGAGCGCCUCGGUGUCUCCAUUUUCAGUCCGGAUGACAUAUAUCUCAAGCUGAAGAAGUUUAAAGCUUCGCUACCUCGAGACACCAAUGGUGCAUUGCUCAAACUUUACUUCGUCAAAGUCGAUGUUCAGACCUGCUUCGACACCAUCGACCAGGGAAAGCUGCUUUCAAUAUUGCGCGAGAUCGUCUCGGAGGAUGUCUACAUGACGCAAAAGUUCGGGCAAGUCAGCGCGUCUCUCGGCCGCGUCAAGCGGACAUACGUCAAGAAAGCUGUCCCUGAAGAUGAUCAUCCUCAUUUCAUUCGUUUUGCUACCGACCUCGCCAACGUCCUUCGGAACACCAUUUUCGUUGACCAGGUUGUGUACCCACUAUCGAAGAAGCAGGAGGUUCUGGACCUCCUAGAAGAACACAUCACGGAAAACCUCGUCAAGAUUGGGCAGAGUUAUUACCGUCAAAAGGUUGGAAUUCCUCAAGGAUCCGUUUUGUCCUCUAUUCUUUGCUCCUUUUUCUACGGAAACCUUGAAAAGAAGUUCUCGAGGUUCAUGGACCCCCAUAGCAUUUUGCUUCGCCUAAUCGAUGAUUAUCUAUACGUCACGACCAGCCUUGAGAAGGCUAGAGGCUUCCUGGACGUGAUGAAUAAAGGGCAUCCCGAAUAUGGAUGCUUUAUUUCACAAGACAAAACCUUGACCAAUUUCCCGUAUGGCGACCUUCUCAACGUCAUUGACCCGAGCCAGCAUGCAUUUCCUUGGUGUGGAUAUACGAUUGACACGCGAAAUCUAUCCAUCAGGGUGGACUAUACGCGUUAUCACGGAAGUGGCAUCAGGAGCACACUAACCAUUGACCGAGGUCGCAGACCUGGAAUCGCCUUUAGUUACAAAAUGCUGCAGUUGGCCAAAGCUAAAAGCCAUGCAAUCUUCUCCGACAGCGACCUGAACACAGAACAUGUCGUCUAUCUCAACCUAUACCAGAACCUCUUGAUGACGGCCGUCAAGAUGCAUGAGUACAUCCGUGACUGGAGUGCCAAUAGGAGACGGAACAACACCUUCCUGCAGAAUGUUAUCCGAAAGACAAUACUCUAUAAUUAUACAUCUCUCCGCACACAAGCGAUGCGUCGUGGGGCACCGGCUAGUGAGAAAGGCCCAGAGAUUCACAAGGAAGCGGCGACAUGGCUCGGUAUGCAUGCCUUUCAUCACGUCCUGAGCCGGAGGCCUUACAAGUACGGCUCAUUACUGAAAUGGUUAGAGUCAGAGCUUCGCCGCUCGAAAUGUCGUCGGUUCUCUCGUCGAUUCAGUAAAUUGGUGAAAGAGGGGCAAGCUGGGCUUGCGCAGAUUCCCAGUUGA